AGGGGGGAGGGGUUGCAACCCCUCUCUCAGCUGCUGUGCGUGUCCGCGGCCACCAGGUGGCGGUGCGAGUCCGUCCCUCGUACCUGCGGGACAGCAAAGAGGCGGCGCGGCGUUGAGACGGGACAGGCGAUCGCGCGCAGAGAGAGAGAGAGAGAGAGAGAGAGAGAAAAAAAUCAGCUUCGUUGCUUACUCCACGUGACUGGGGGGAAGAGCGAGGGGCGUUUGGACCGACCGCUGUGUGUGAGCUAAAGGAAGCCGGGAUUUGCCAGAUUGUCCUCUCGGGCUCGAAACAUGCGGCAGAGAUGAUAACGGAACCUGAGACAUCAACCAAAGCUCCGUUCAAAAUAGAGAACGGAAGCCACUUCGAGCCCGAUAACGACCUCGAGAACCGGGAUGGGAAACCUCACAAAAGAGGAAACGGAUGCAGAAGGGACACAUCUCCGAGGAGGAAGAGACAAAGGGAGCAGCCUGAGCCGGUCAGGAGGAGAAGCUCUGAGACCAACCAGGGCCGAAGGAACGGGCAGCACGGACAGAGUGUGGAAGUGGAAGCCGUAACCCUGUUUGAAGUGAUCAGAGUGGGCAAGAGUGCCAUGCAGUCUGUGGUGGACGACUGGAUUGAAGAGUACAAACAAGACAGAGACACUGCACUCCUGGAUAUUAUCAUCUUCUUUAUUCAGUGCUCGGGAUGUAGAGGGAUGGUCACGGCUGAGGUCUUUCAGAACAUGCACAACCCUGACAUCAGGAGAAGAAUGACCGAAGAAUUUGAUGAGGAUGCGGGUUUACAAUACAAGAAGUUCAUGGUCUACCCCUGGAUCCUGACUGUUACCUGGCCUCUGGAACUGGACAGCGGGAAUUACCCGCUGACAAUGCCAGGGCCCUACUGGAAGAAGUUCAGGUGUAAUUUCUGUGAGUUCCUCUGGGUGUUUAUCCGUCGAUGUGAGUACAGCCUUGUCUAUGACGAGUACCUGAUGGACACGGUGGUCUCCCUGCUGACCGGUCUCUCGGACUCCCAGGUCCGUGCUUUCCGACACACCAGUACGCUCGCAGCCAUGAAGCUGAUGACAGCCUUGAUCAACGUGUCUCUGAAUGUUAGAGUCCAGCUGGACAACACUCGACGGCAAUGGGAGGCCGAGAGAAACAAGGUGACGGGCAACAGGACCAACCAGAGACUGGAGGCACUUUUACACAAGAAAGAGGAGCUCAUAGAAAAACGAGACAACAUAGAAAAUCUGACAAAUGCCAUUUUCAAGGGAAUCUUCCUACAUAGAUAUCGUGAUGCGUUGCCCGAGAUCCGAGCUAUUUGUAUUGAAGAAAUAGGCGUUUGGAUGAAAAGUUGCAGCGGUGGAUUCCUGAACGACAGCUACUUAAAAUACGUUGGGUGGACUCUGCACGACAAGCAAAGCGAUGUGAGAUUGAAGUGUCUGCUUGGAUUACUGGGGCUCUACUGUGACAAAGAGUUUUGCUCAAAGAUGGAACUUUUCACUAGUCGUUUCAAGGACAGAAUCAUCUCAAUGACACUGGACACAGAGAGCGAAGUGGCCGUGCAAGCAAUAAAAGUGCUAACUCUCAUGUUACAGAACUGUGAGGAGGUGUUAACCUCGGGGGAUUGCCAGCGACUGUGUCACCUGGUUUACUCGGCUCACAAGCCUGUGGCUGUGGCAGCCGGUGAAUUUCUCCACCGCAAGCUGUUCUGUAGCACAGAAUCGGAACUGGAAGAAGAAACCGACAGAAGGAAAAGGAAAUUUAUCCACAACAGUAAACACAUCACAACUCUGGUACGGUUCUUCCUGAAGAGUGAGUGGCACGCACAUUCAGCUUACCUGGUGGACAGCCUGUGGGAGUGUUCUGCACACGCACUGAAGGACUGGGAAGCCAUGACGGGCCUGUUACUGGAUGACCCCGACCUGCAGGACGAUGCUUUAACAGAGUGUGAGGAGAAGGCAGUGCUGGAGAUAAUGUUGAGCACUAUUUGUCAGGCGGCUGAAGGCCGUCCUCCUGUGGGCAGAUGUUCAGGGAAAAAGGUCCUAACCGCCAAGGAAAGGAAAACUCAGCUGGAGGACCGUGCCAAGCUGACCCAACACUUCAUCGUGGCUCUUCCCCAGCUCUUAGCAAAGUACUCUGCGGAGGGAGGAAUGGUGAUUCAUCUCCUUCAGGUGCCUCAAUACUUUGACCUGGAGAUUUACAGCACGGCCAGUCUCGAGAAGCAUCUGGACACGCUGCUGAAGCAGAUGAAGGAGAUUGUGGAGGGGCACACAGACCCUGACGUGCUGGAGAUGUGCUCCAAGACCUACCUGGUCCUCAGUAACCAGGAGAUGGCCAGCCACAACCGCGUUGACGUCGCCAAGACCCAACUCAUUGACCAGCUGGCAGACAAGUUUAACAAACUGCUGGCGGACUUUCUCCAGGAGGGAGACAACUUUGAUGAUGAGCAUUCUUACCAGAUGUCGUCCACAUUGAAGCGACUGGCAGUUUUCCACAACGCUCAUGACUUAACAAAAUGGAAUCUAUUCAACGGCACGUGUGACCUGCUGAAGGCCGGUGCAGAGAACCGAGACGUGCCUGAACAGGUCAUUGUGCAGGCGAUGAGGUGCUCCUAUUAUCCCCUCCUGUGGCAGUUAACUAAAGUAUUGGAAGAUAUUCCCUGCAAGAGCCUCCAGGUGUCACUGCAGCAACAGGUGACGGAUUUCUGUCAGGUCUGUAGGGAGUAUCUGAGCAACACCAGCAUUGUGGUUCAGGAGCAGGCUUUUGUGGUGCUGUGCGACUUGUUGAUGGUUUUCAGCCAUGAGGUUGUGGGCAGUGAGCAGUUGCCGUACCUGCCAGAGGCGUCUCUACAGUCUGAGCUCCUGGCCUUUGUACUGAAGCACGUCUUUGGAGAGCAGCAAGAGGAGAGCCACAGCGCAGAUGGGGAGCGUCAGGUGGAGGCGCUGCACAGAAGGAGGAAUCUCCUGGCCGCCUUCUGUAAGCUGCUGGUGUACAGGAUCCUGGAUAUGGAAAUCGCUGCCCACAUCUUCAAACACUACAUCAAGUAUUACGUGGAGUACGGAGACAUCAUUAAGGAGACGCUGGGAAGGACCAGGCAGGCGGACAAGCUGGGCUAUGCAAGGACCUUGAUUCGCAGCCUGAAGCAGUUGUUUGCUGAGGUGGUGCGAGAGCGCGGGCACAUCCCGGGCCGCCGGUGUCCCGGGUUCGUCGCCAUCAAGGACCUGGCCAGACGCUUCUCGCUGACAUUCGGCCUCGAUCAGCUGAAGACCAGAGACGCCAUGGCCAUGUUACACAAGAACGGCAUUGAAUUUGCCUUCAAAGACUCCGGUGAGAAGGGGCCACACGAACCUCCUCCUAACGUGGCCUUCCUGGACAUUCUGUGCGAAUUCUCCCCCAAACUGAUCAGGACAGACAAGAGAACCGUAUAUAACUACCUGGAGAGGUUCAUCACAGCCCCGAUGGCAGUGAAGGGGGGGGACGUCUGGCUGCCUGUGAUGUUAUACAGAAGUUCCCUGUUGGAGAGCAGGGAGGAGGAUUCCAUAUUAACAGACGGCAGCGAUCAGAACCCUCUCACUCCCGUGCGUCAGACAGUCAGGCCCAACGCUGUGAGAGACGGCGCUGGGGGUUGGGGGCCGAGUGAGGAGGGGCCGAGCAUGGGGACAUCGGCCGCCAGAGAGUGUCUGAGCAGCCGCUGGGAAUCUCACACAGAGACGGCAACGCUCCCCGGGGAUUCAAUCCUGCCCCACAACAGAGAGAUUGAGACCACACGAAUGGGAAAUGGACCAACAGGAGAGGACGGAGCAAAGCCGACCGAGGGUGACUGCGAAGAUGUGAAUGAAAUUGUGGACAUCGACGGCUAUUGAUGAGAAGCUGGGCCAAGGAGAUGGCGUCAAGCAAAUUUACCUCAGGACUUUGGAGGGCGGGGGGGGUGGGGGCGUGUUGUGAAAAUGCCAGCACUGCCAGGGCCAGAUACCCUCUCGGUGGUGGGGGAGAGGGGGGGGAAAGGACUUCAAUGGAACAGAUCGCGAUCGGUUGUGAUGGCUGCAAUGUAAAGAGAGAAGGGAGGCAUUGGUCACAGUCGUUCGCGCAGAAUCUGCAUAAAUAAUAAUAAUGAUAAUAUUAAUAACCCUUUGCAUUCG
Callorhinchus milii (elephant shark) is the source of this 4121-nucleotide messenger RNA. Its product is annotated as cohesin subunit SA-2. Gene Ontology annotation, biological process: sister chromatid cohesion. Lineage: Eukaryota; Metazoa; Chordata; Chondrichthyes; Chimaeriformes; Callorhinchidae. The record is from RefSeq and is a predicted model, not a curated record. The coding region runs from base 303 to 3845 and encodes 1180 amino acids. Gene Ontology annotation, molecular function: chromatin binding. Gene Ontology annotation, cellular component: cohesin complex; chromatin; nucleus. The transcript is spliced from 33 exons.